Molecule: messenger RNA, 4355 nt
Organism: Fundulus heteroclitus (mummichog)
Lineage: Eukaryota; Metazoa; Chordata; Actinopteri; Cyprinodontiformes; Fundulidae
Product: gastrula zinc finger protein XlCGF58.1-like
Exons: 3
Coding region: 468-2585 (705 amino acids)
Cellular component (GO): nucleus
Source: RefSeq, a predicted model, not a curated record
ACGCCUCCUGCAAAACGUUAAAUUAUCGACAGUCUGCGCGAGAAUGUCACUUUUAUAGGUCUGGUUUGAUCCCCUGAUUAUUUCUAGACCCUUUUUGAUGCAAAUAAUGUAAUCCGCCUUCAUUACUAAUCUGGACUAUUAGCGUCCGUGGAGCUAAAGCUGCUAACAGCAGAGAAUCAAUGUUUUUUUUUUUAUGAUAACGCUUUAAAAGUCCAUGAGCUACGAGUCAGUCCAGACUGCGAGUUGAUCAGACUGUGCGGGACAGACUCCAUCCUCUGUGGACACCUCCUCUAACCGUGUUGUCCAGCUGAGGACCGAGAGACUGGGGACACUUUCAGAGAGGACACAGAGCUGCUGACCAAGGCAGAAGAAAAACAGAAGGUACAGGUUAUAUGACCUGAUUUACUAGAACAGGAGAGGGUUGCAAACAAAGAUCGUGAAAAAGGAGAAUCCCAGGUGUACAGAGGAUGUCUGAGAUGAUGAAGGUUGAAGCAGAGGACCCUGGAGGACUCAGUUUGGUGCCUCCCAUACAUACAGCAUCCUCAUCAGAACUGGAGCAGAAACAAGACGACAAAGAUCUGGUCCAUCAGGUUUUGGUUAUAAAAGAAGAGGUUUCCCAUGACUGGAGACCCAGUUUGGACCAGAAGGACCCAGAACCUCUCCACAUAAAGGUGGAAGAAGAGGAACAGCGGAUCAGUCUGGAGGAAGAACAGCUUACUGUGAAGACAGAGGGUGAGGAGAAACCUCAGUUAUCAGAGCUUCAUCACCUCAAAACUGAAGACAACAGAGAGACUGAAGCUCCAACCAGCAGCUCACCUGAACAUAUGAAAACUGAACCUGAUGGAGAGGACUGUGGAGGACCAGAACCUGACAGGAACCAAAAUCCAAUAUGUUUUUCUCAUCAAACUGAGAUGAUUGUUCCAAAAAGAGGUAAAACAUCUAAACUAUGUUCCAAGGUUACAUCUCAAAUUGGAGUAAAAUCUGAAGAGAAACCAUUUGGUUGCACUGUUUGUGACAAAAGAUUUAAACGGAAGUAUUCUGUCAAAUCACACAUGAUGGUUCACACUGGAAAGGUGAAAUAUAGCUGUGAUCUUUGUGGUAAAGGAUUUAGAGUAAAGAGUUACCUUCAGACACAUAUGAGAGUCCACACUGGAGAGAAACCAUUUGCCUGUGAUGUUUGCUGUAAAAGGUUUCAUGCAAAGACAAAUCUUAAAGUUCACAUGAAACUCCAUUCAGUAGAGAACCAUUUUUCCUGUGAUAUUUGUGGCACAGGAUUUAAGACAAAGAAAAUGCAUAAGAAGCACAUGUGGUGGCACAGCGGAGAGAAACCAUUUGUUUGUGGUAUUUGUAGUAAAAGGUUUUUACAUAGAGAGAGUCUAAAAAGUCAUAUGCAUUUUCACACAGGAGAAAAACCCUUCAUUUGUUCCCUUUGUAGUAAAGGGUUUUCACGACCGGAAAUUCUAAACAGUCACAUGCUUGUUCAUACAAGAGCGAAACUAUUUAUUUGUAGUGUUUGUGGUAAAGGAUUUUCACGAAAAGGGGAUCUAAAGAGUCACAUGCAUAUUCACACGGGUGAGAAACCGUUUGUUUGUAGUGUUUGCAGUAAAGGUUUUUCACGAAAAGGGGAUCUAAAGCGUCACAUGCGUGUUCACACAGGUGAGACACCAUUCAUUUGUAAUGUUUGCAGUAAAGAAUUUACACAAAAACAGAGCCUGAAAACUCACAUGCACAUUCACACGGGUGAGAAACCAUUUAUUUGUAGUGUUUGCAGUCAAGGGUUUUUACGAAAAGGUCAACUAAAGAGUCACAUGCGCAUUCACGCUGACAACAAAACGUUCUUUUGUAGUGUUUGUAGUCAAGAAUUUUCACUAAAAGAAAGCCUGCAGCGUCACAUGCAUGUUCACACAGGCGAGACACCGUUUAUUUGUAAUGUUUGCAAUAAAGGAUUUUCUCAAAAACAGAGACUAAAAACUCACAUGCUCAUUCACACAGGUGAGAAACCAUUUAUUUGUAGUGUUUGUGAUAAAGGGUUUUCACUAAAAGAAAAUCUAAAGCGUCAUAUGCGUGUUCACACAGGCGAGACCCCGUUUAUUUGUAAUGUUUGCAAUAAAGGAUUUUCACAAAAACAUAAGCUGAAAACUCACAUGCACAUUCACACAGGUGAGAAACCAUUUAUUUGUAGUGUUUGUAGUAAAGGGUUUUCACAAAAACAGAGACUGAAAUAUCACAUGUACGUUCACACGGGCGAAAAACCAUUUAUUUGUAGUGUUUGUAGUAAAGGAUUUUCACAAAAACAAAGACUGAAAUAUCACAUGCAUGUACACACGGGCGAGAGACCGUUUAUUUGUAGUGUUUGCAGUCAAGGAUUUUCACGACAAGGUCAUCUAAAGAGUCACAUGCAUGUUCACUCAGGCGAGAGACCGUUUGUUUGUAAUGUUUGUAGUAAAGGAUUUUCACGUAAACAGAGUCUACAGUGUCACAUGCGUUUUCACACAGGGGAAAAACCAUUUAUCUGUCGUGAUUGUGGUGAAGGAUUUUUCAACUCUGCAAGACUGAAAAGACACAUGGCUGUUCACACCACAUAAUAUAGCUGUAGUGAGUGUGGAAUUAGUUUUGUAAAGGCAAUAUUGUUGGAACAACACAUGACACUUCACUCUGAGAAGAGGCCAUUUGGUUGUGAUUUCUGUCAAACCAGAUUUGAACAUAAGUGUGAUCUUGAACGUCACAUUAAAAUUCAUUCAGGAGAGAAACCAUCUGUAUAUGGUGUUUCCUGUGAAGCAUUGUCACAUCAUGGAGCUCUGCAGAAACAUAUAAAUGGUCAUGAGAACUGCAACUAAUGAUAAUUAUGACACUAGAUAGCAUUGAGCAAUAAGACAAAAAAGGUUCAUGUCAGUUUGUUGGACUUUAAUAUUUUGAUUUUAUCUUGAUUUGCUUAAUCAGUUUGCACAACUUUGCCAGGUUGUCAAACACACCAGACAUUUAAGAAAUAUGAUGCCAGUCUUGAGACAUAAAACAAUUAACAACAUUAAAGUUAUUGGUAUUAUUAUUGGUAGAAGCUGUAGUGGUUAUAUUUUCCAUCAAUGCAUCAAACUCUCAGCAACAUGCUCAUAAUGUAUUUUUUUGUGAAACCAUAUCUGUCAGGAAUAAACUCCAGCCAAAAAUCAGUUAUUUUUAUGGUUGUUGGAGAAAUGUUGGCAGUACUCCACCCCAAGGUGACCUUUUUCUUCAUUUUGACCUUGUAGAUAAUUGUUUUGUGCUGAAAGAGCAUUCUUUUCAAAAUAUCUCAAAUAAGAAUCUUGAGAUGAAAUUUCCUUUUUGUAUGUAUUGAGACAAUAGAAAUUAAAUGAAUUGAAAUGUUCAGAAAGGUUGGACACAUACAAAGUAAUAUAAAUAUUUAGUUAUACUGUAUUUUUUGGACUAUAAGUCACACUUCUUCUCAUAGUUUGGCCGAUCCUGCGACUUACAGUCAGGUGUAACUUGUAUAUCAAUUCUAAAUGGUAAAUCAUACUGACCAACAUGAACCAAGUAGUAAACAUGACUGUCAAUAGCCACAAGAGGGCGCUCUAGGCUUGUGAAAACUAUAUGCUGCUCCUGUACCACUUAGAAAUUAAUUUAAACAACCAAAUCACUGCUAUGUUGUUGUAGUUAGCUGUAAAGUGAAUAUAUUUUUGUAUUUUACUUUAUGAUUAUAUACUUUUUGUGUAUGUUUGCCUGUUCGUUUUUGUAUGUGUGUAUGAUUUUAUUUUCUGUAUUAUGUGGGGGUUUGUAUAUCAAAGUGAACAGCAUUGUAUAAAACCUGAAUGCUGUAAAGAAUGUGCUAUUGAAAAUUAAUAAAGUAAAAAAAAAUGAAAUAUUAACUAAUAGACAACAAAGACAGAGUACGUUUGUAUGUUCUUUCGCUGUUUCAGUACGCAUUCACGCACCAGAGUGUUGCAUGGUGCAGCUCGCAAGAAGAGCCUAGACCAAGAUAGAACCCUAUUAAUGGGCUGUCCGUGAAGCUAAUAACCAUUAGCUCUAGCUUAAAGGUCCGUUGUCCAGGCGUUUUACAACUUCGCUGAUACAUGUAAGCUUUAUGUUGCUCUCAAAUAUCUGUCAUGCUGUUAUCUUAGCACAUAGUUUGAGGUCAUCUGGGGAAAAUGUAUGAAAAGUAGCUUGAAUCUACAAGUACAAAUGUCUAGGUUCAUGGUGAUCAUCUAUGCUACAGAGCUGAAUUGAUAGCUGCUAAUGUAACAACCAUGUAGCGAUUCUGUCUAUAUGGCCAUCGUUGUAGUGCUUUUAGGCAUAUUUGUGAUGGUGAAAAUAAAAAGUUGUUUUAUUUGUAUGAUAAAUAAUUUUAAUAAAUAAACUUGACUGAA